This is a messenger RNA of Alternaria arborescens, 1305 nucleotides long. RefSeq lists its product as hypothetical. Bases 1 to 1305 code for a protein of 434 amino acids. The transcript is spliced from 3 exons. Gene Ontology annotation, molecular function: molybdate ion transmembrane transporter activity. Gene Ontology annotation, cellular component: membrane. Lineage: Eukaryota; Fungi; Ascomycota; Dothideomycetes; Pleosporales; Pleosporaceae. Gene Ontology annotation, biological process: molybdate ion transport. The record is from RefSeq and is a predicted model, not a curated record.
AUGGACCUUUACCGAGCUACAUUCGCUGGAUCGCUGCUGCUCAAUGCACUCGCAUUCUACCAGUCGCAUCGCUCACGCAAGGCGGCUGUCGUAGAGACAGCGACUACAGAUAAGAAGGAUGAACACGAGCAUUUAGAGCCUGAUUUGGAGGGCCUAAGCAAGUUGAAGAAGCGCUUCUUUCCUAUCUAUUUGCUGGUCAACGCUGCAGACUGGCUGCAAGGACCAUAUAUCUAUCCUAUCUACAAAGAUGAAAAGGGUCUUCCAGAAGAAACAGUCGCGUUCCUGUUUCUCAUAGGCUUCAUCUCCGCCGGAAUCUCUGCGUCUUUCGUAGGCACUCUAGCAGACCGAUACGGGCGUAAGACAGCAUGCUUGGGAUACUGCGCCCUCUACUCCCUGUCAUGCGCCACGCUCUUGUCCGACAACAUCUACGUUCUCUUCUUCGGUCGCAUCCUCGGUGGUGUGUGCGGAACUGUUCUUUGGAGCGUCUUCGAAAGUUGGAUGGUGGCUGAGUUCAAUCAGCUCAUGCUUCCGGACGGCGAACCCCAUCUGAGCGCGAUAUUCAGCACGAUGACUACUUCAAACACAUGUGUGGCUAUCGGUGCGGGUAUCUUCGCAGAGUGGGCGGUUAGAAUGACAGGCACGGCAAAGACACCCUUCAUGGCUUCUAUUGGCUGCUUGAGUCUGUCUUUCCUUGCUAUCUCAAAGUACUGGGGAGAGAAUUAUGGGACGAGCAGCCGCAGAGCUUCAGAGACUGAAGGGCUGCUCCAGCAAGAGGAAGCUACCCCAGCUCCGCCAGCCACGUCUGCUCUCCGAACGAUUUUGCGCGAUCGCAACAUCAUGAUGCUUGCAUUGGUAUCGGGCUUCUUCGAGGGGUCUCUUUUUCUGUUCAUCUUCUUCAAAUUCCCAGCGUUGAAGCUCAGCCAUAAACUGGCGGGCUCAACUGACGAACUUCCGUUUGGUCUCAUUUUCGCCAUCUUGAUGUGUUCUAUGAUGUUUGGUUCCCUCCUUUACAAACAUCUCUCCACAUCCGCAACACCUGUGUCGGCGCAAAAGAUGCUUACAGGCAUCCUCGCAGUUUCAUCCGCGUGCUUCUUUGUUCCUGGCCACUUCCGCGACGAGCGCCUCACAUUGUGGUGCUUUUGCAUUUUUGAGUUGUGCUGCGGAGUUUACUAUCCUGCAAUGGGCUCGCUGAAGAGCAAGCUCGUUGAGGAUGGCUCAAGAGCAAGCAUUUACGGCAUUCUUCGAAUUCCGUUGAAUGUUUUUGUUGUGCUUGCCCUGAGCACUACGAAAGAAGGUAAGCACUAG